AUGGCACAGGCUCAAGGAUUGGGGAAGAGAUACAUUAAAGCCUUUUUUAAAGGUUUCUUUGUUGCUGUUCCGGUAACAGUGACUUUCCUGGAUAGAGUUGCCUGUGUAGCAAGGGUGGAAGGAGCAUCAAUGCAGCCUUCUUUGAAUCCUGGGGGGAGACAAGCAUCUGAUAUAGUGCUCUUAAGCCACUGGAGUAUUCGAAAUUAUGAUGUACAACGUGGGGACAUUGUGUCAUUGGUGUCUCCUAGAAACCCUGAACAGAAGAUCAUUAAACGAGUGAUUGCUCUUGAAGGAGACAUUAUCAAAACCAUUGGAUACAAAAAGAAGUAUGUGAGAGUUCCACAUGGGCAUAUUUGGGUGGAAGGUGAUCACCAUGGACACAGUUUUGACAGCAAUGCUUUUGGGCCGGUUUCUCUUGGACUUCUGCAUGCUCGAGCUACUCAUAUCCUCUGGCCUCCACACCGCUGGCAGAAGUUACAGCCAAUGCUACCUCCGGAGCGCAAACCACUCCAGAGAGAGCAAGAGUGA
Messenger RNA from Opisthocomus hoazin, 528 nucleotides. Lineage: Eukaryota; Metazoa; Chordata; Aves; Opisthocomiformes; Opisthocomidae. The record is from RefSeq and is a predicted model, not a curated record.